AUGCCUAGAGCUUCUUUGCGAAGGAGCGGUACAUCUGAAUCGGGCGAUAAUGAUACGGGACAUAUCGUGAGGGAUUGGACGGUCAGUAGAGGACCAAAUGCCACUCUUAAGAUCACGCUGAGACCUUCUGAAGGAGAGAGCGAUCUCAUAGACGCUAUCGUCACCGCCUUCAAGCUCCCUGAAGAUGCGGGUGAUUAUCAUUAUCUUGAACAGACAGUGUAUGGCUGGAUGUCAGAUGGAUAA
Messenger RNA from Kwoniella mangroviensis CBS 8507, 243 nucleotides. RefSeq lists its product as uncharacterized. NCBI's taxonomy places the organism in Eukaryota, Fungi, Basidiomycota, Tremellomycetes, Tremellales, Cryptococcaceae. The transcript has 2 exons. The record is from RefSeq and is a predicted model, not a curated record. The coding region runs from base 1 to 243 and encodes 80 amino acids.